AUGCAUGGGAAUAAAAGUAUAUAUUAGAGGGAAUACGUUCAUAAAUCGCCAGAUCAGAAUGCACAUUAUAAUUAAAACCUUUUUGAAAGUCCCAAAUAAGAAGGUGACAUAGGAAAUGUUUCAACAUAUAAGCAUGACUUCUUGGGCAGCCAAUCCAACUUUAGAUUUAAGAGUACCUCUCCUUAAUCUACUCUGCGCAGUGGCCCUUUUUGUGGUCUUUCAACUUACAACAACGUGUUUUUGAAUUGGGGUGGUGGAGAUACUGUUCCAUUAUUGUCAUAAAAGAAUCCGACAGUAAUUAGAGAUCUUCCAUUUUUCGGAAGAACCAAUUACAGAGAGUGUUUCUAAGGAACAUAAGUCCAACCUGCUUAGAGUACGAAGGGUUUUCAUUGCAAUAAGUCACCUCUAUCUCCCCCGAAUAUGAAAUUUAAUGGAAUUUCAGUUACUAAAUCUUCCUAUCAGCCCUAUCGAACGGAUAAGUUUGCCAAUUCCAAAGAGUAGCCUUAAUUUUAAUUGAAUCCUUCCUACCAGGGAUAAUACAAUUCUGAAUAUUUUAAAGAAUUUGAUCCUAAAUACAGAUAGCCAUGUCCAGCAAAACAAGUUCUAGAGGAAGUGUCUCAAUAAUGUUGA
Messenger RNA from Paramecium tetraurelia, 630 nucleotides. RefSeq lists its product as uncharacterized. The transcript is spliced from 3 exons. Lineage: Eukaryota; Ciliophora; Oligohymenophorea; Peniculida; Parameciidae. The record is from RefSeq and is a predicted model, not a curated record.